Messenger RNA from Bombina bombina (fire-bellied toad), 2758 nucleotides. Its product is annotated as gastrula zinc finger protein XlCGF26.1. The record is from RefSeq and is a predicted model, not a curated record. The coding region runs from base 220 to 1878 and encodes 552 amino acids. The transcript is spliced from 6 exons. Lineage: Eukaryota; Metazoa; Chordata; Amphibia; Anura; Bombinatoridae.
GUUUUACAUGUUUUGCCAAGAGGUGUUCCAGCACCUGUUUGACUUAGAGCUGCAAUUCCACCUGGAUGUUUAACUCUUUGAAGAUUCAGUAAUGAACUUUUAAGCAUUGCACAGUGUUCUAUUGGUUUACUGUCAAGUCCUUCCAAUCUUUAUUGCAAUCAAGAAAGUUAGUGUGGAUCAGCUUAUUCCAGCAGAACCAGAGGUUCUGGCCCAACUGAAAUGGAUCCGUACUUGUGUUCUCCAGUGGUCGAACAGGAGAGUUUAGAGGUGAAGACUGAGAAGGACAAUCCGCACACUGAUGGUCAUGUGACCACAAUAAAGCGGGAAUACGAAACAUUUACUAAUGAUGAGAUUUUUGAGGUGAAGAUAGAAGAAUCAGAUGAGGAUUGUUCAGACCCCUUAAUGACUGAAAACGUUACAUCAGCAGCCGAUGAGCGUUUUCCAGAGUCAUCAGAGGUGAAGAAAGAGAAAGAAGAUAUGGACACAGAGGAUCAUGUGACCAUCAUAAAGACUAAAAUAGAUACAUUUACUGAUGAUGAGAGUAACUUUAAUCAUGCAUAUCAACACGAACCAACUGCAAGCAUCAGAAUGCCACCACACAGCCCAAAUGUACCAAGGACUAAUUCUCAAAUAUUGGAUAUGUUUCAAUGGACAUUUGAAGAUAACAGUGAAAUAACAGAUCUUGGACAACACACAAUAUGCAUAGAGCAUAAAAAAUCACUACAACAAAAAGGAAAAUAUCAAAAUGUAUCUCACCAAAGGACUCAUAUGGAGGAUACAUCUUUUUCAUUUUCUGAGCAUUCAAAAUGGCUGAAACAAAAGAAAAUUAGUCAGUUACAGCAAACUAUUCACACAAAACCAAUUAUAUGUAUAGAAUGUGGAAAAUGUUUUACAUACAAAUCUGGUUUUCUGAGACACCAAAGAAUCCACACAGGGGAAAAACCAUUUACAUGCACACAAUGUGGAAAAUGCUUUACAUUUAAGUCUGUUCUUCUGAAACACCAAAAAUUUCACACAGGAGAGAAACCAUUCACAUGUACACAGUGCGGGAAAAGCUUUACUUGCAAAUCUGAUCUACUAAAGCACCAUAGGAUUCAUACUGGGGAAAAACUAUUUGCUUGUAUGGAAUGUAGGAAAAGAUUUUCUCAGAAGUCUGAUCUCAUCAGACACCAAAAAGUUCAUACAGGAGAGAAACCUUUUAAAUGUAGAGAUUGUGGAAAACGUUUUGCACAUAAAUCAUAUGUGAUAAAACACGAAAAAAGUCACACAGGGAUAAAACCAUUCAGUUGCACGGAGUGUGAAAAAAGCUUUGCAUGCAAGUCAAACCUUAUAAAACACCAAAGGAUUCAUACAGGGGAGAAACCUUUUAUAUGUAGUUGGUGUGGUAAAUGUUUUACACAAGAGAGCAGUCUUACAACUCAUGAAAGAGUUCACACGAGGAAGAAACCAUACACAUGUACAGAGUGUGAGAAAUGUUUUACACAAAAGUCAGGCCUCCAAAAACAUCAAAUGAUUCAUACAGGGGAGAAACUAUACAAAUGUACAGAGUGUUCAAAGUGUUUCACACUAAAGAGUCAACUCAUAUCUCAUGAAAGAAUCCAUACAGGGGUAAAACCAUUUACUUGUGCAGAGUGUGGAAAAUGUUUUACAUACAAAUCCGUUCUCAUAAAACAUCAACUGAUUCAUACAGGGGAGAAACCUUUUGCGUGUACAGAGUGUGGGAAAUGUUUUACACAAAAGAAUAAUCUCACAGCGCAUGAACGAAUCCACACAGGAGAGAAACCAUUUGCUUGUAACGAAUGUAAUAAAAGUUUUAAACACAAGGCAUAUCUCAUUAAACAUCAAAAAAGUCAUACAGGGGAGACAACUUUUGCAUAAAUAGAAUGUGAGGUUUGCACAAAAGUAAGGUCAUUUAAAAAAUUCCAAUACUCGGAUGUCAAAAUAGUUAUGUAAAAAAAGUUUUAAAAAAAAUGUUUUACAAAAGCAUUUCUGUUAAACUCAACAAUAGGUUUACAUAGGGGUAAAACCUUUAAUGUAAGAAAUAUUUUACACAAAAAUGUUUCUCAUAAUCUAUCAUUGCAUACAUACUGAGGUAAAAUCAGGCAUGAACAUCAUAUAUACAUAUGCCCUUGAAACAGCAAUACGUUUUACUCAAAGCAUUUUUUAUAAUCCAAGUGUAAAAGUGUUUCUACUAAACUGAAAUUCAGAUGUGCACAUUUUAAUUUUAACCUUUACGCCCCUUUAAAUAGGGGAUCUUAUUCUAUAAAAUGCAAAUAUUCACCAUAAAAAUAAACAUAAUCUUCAACAUUAGGCGCCAGGUUUUUAUGAAUUGGAUAGGGACCUUAUAUUCCUGUUUUACUACAAAUAUAUAAACUAGAAAGAGUGGAUUUUUUUGUUUCAAAUAAUGGGUCACUUAUUUUCUUGUGAUACUGUCUAUAACUAUAUGAAUUGUAUACACCUGUAGCACUAGGCUCUAUGUAUAUCUUUUAUAGAGAAAUAGACAAGUACAGAAUUACAUCCAAAUCAUUUAACAUGCUUUAGCAUGGAAGCAAUUGUUGUGGGUAAGUUAUUCACUUGCAAUACUAAACAACAGGAAUGUUAUUUUUCUAAAUAAACUUUAUUGAAAGCUGCAUAAGGGGUACAAUGUAAAUAUAAAACAGUAAAUAUGAAAUGUGACAAAUGUUUUUUAACCUAAGCAUCUAAAAAAGAUUAAAUAUUUGUCAUUGUAUAAUUUCAUAAAUAAACAUGUCAUAACAGA